This is a messenger RNA of Hypoxylon fragiforme, 1325 nucleotides long. RefSeq names its product mitochondrial triosephosphate isomerase. Gene Ontology annotation, molecular function: triose-phosphate isomerase activity. Gene Ontology annotation, cellular component: cytosol. The record is from RefSeq and is a predicted model, not a curated record. The transcript has a single exon. Gene Ontology annotation, biological process: glycolytic process; glyceraldehyde-3-phosphate biosynthetic process; gluconeogenesis. Lineage: Eukaryota; Fungi; Ascomycota; Sordariomycetes; Xylariales; Hypoxylaceae. The coding region runs from base 293 to 1195 and encodes 300 amino acids.
CCCCCCCUUUUUUUUUUCUAUAUUCGUUGUCUUUCACAUAAUCACAUUGACAUCCGAGUUUACUGAUAUGUAAAUUGAAUGUAUGUAGGUACUUUUCUUAUUGUCUCACAGCCCAACAUUCCCUCUUCUCCGUCUCCGUCUCUGUCUUUAUCUUUUAUCUCUCUACUACGUACUCUACAUACCUCUCUCUCUCUCUCUUACCUCCGGAUCCGAAACCCACAUACCUACCUAAUCCCAUUCCAUUCCAUUCCAUCCCAUCCCAUCCCGCACCAACCAACCAACCAACCAAUCAAUGGCUUCCUCUUCCUCUUCCUCCUCCCCUUCCCUCUCCUCCCCCCCCCCUCGCCGCCGCCUCAUAGGCGUCUCCACAAAAAUGUACUUCUCCGCCUCCCGCACCUCCGCAUACGUCCGCUCGCUCCUCUCAAUCCUCUCUUCCCCCCACCCUCCUGGCCCCCCCUUACUCUCCGCCCUCGACAUCUUCAUCAUCCCCGACCACGUCACCCUCUCCUCCGUCGUCGACCAGCUGCGCAGCCACAGCCACAGCCACAACCACCCGGACACCGUCCUCCUCGCCGGCGCCCAGGACGCGCACCACGCCGACGCAGGCGCGUACACGGGGUGCGUCUCCCCCGCCGUCCUCGCCGAGGUCGGGUGCCGCAUCCUCGAGAUCGGGCACGCCGAGCGCCGCCGGCUGUUCGGCGAGACCGACCACGACGCCGCGCUGAAGGCCGUCGCCGCCGUGCGCAAUCGCAUGAUCCCGUUGAUCUGCAUCGGGGAGAGGACGAGGGCGGGCGGGGAUAGCAGAAGCAGCAGCGACGAGGAUGGCUACAGCGACGAGGCAGCAGCACAGACAGCCAUGGCAGAAGUCGCCCCCCAAGUCUCCGCCGUCCUAUCACACCCGGACCUGCCCCCCACCGCCGAGGUGAUCCUCGCCUACGAGCCCGUCUGGGCCAUCGGCGCGCCCUCGCCGGCACCCGCGUCGCACGUCGUGGCCGUGGCGCGCCGGAUCCGCGAGCUGGAGUGCGUGCGUGGUCGGCAGGGGGGGGCCACGACGCGGAUCCUGUAUGGUGGGAGCGCGGGGCCGGGACUUUUCGCCAAGUUGAAGGACGGUGGGGUUGAUGGGCUGUUUUUGGGGAGGUUCGCGCAUGAUCCCGAGGAGUUUUAUAGGACGAUUGUGGAGGUUGCUACGGCUUGAUUCUUUGCGGCAGGUGAUGGUGAGUUGUUGGUAUAUAUCAGCCCCUAUUUAGAUCAAAAAGACUAUCCGGAUAGGUACUCCAAAGAAUGCAAAUAGCAAGUAAAAUCGGCACCAAGUCAAGUGAGUCAAC